GGCAGAGUAGGGCGGGACAUGCCUUCGCCAUCCUAUGAAAUAAAAAAUCGCUUCCCAGUGGCAAACGUGUUUUCCUUUUCCGUCGGCAAGUUAACAGGACUUAAAUAGGCUAUAAGAACAAACAUCUUGUUUACAUUACUCUUUAUUACACUAACCGCAUUUUGUAAUGUGCGAUACACGAGCUCCGUAUACUCUCUAACGUGCGAUGCGGUGAAGCCAUUUUAAUAGAUGGUAAAAGGCGCUGACAGCUCAGGAUCCUCAUCUUAUCAUCACGUCUCGUUUAACCGGCAUCUGUAGUUAGCGGUACGUUGGACACGUCUGUGGUUGGAAACGCUAGCUACCUGUGCUAAUUUAUCAAGUGAGGUUAUAGAGAAGAACCAUUUCCCUCUCAGGUCAACUCCUCGAUUGUUUUCGCGGUGAAAAGUCGAGUUUGUAAGCUAACCGGCUUCUGGUAGCUUUUCUUUUCUGUGCCGGGCAGGGCAGAAAUGGAGGGACAUGUGACGUGGUCGUGAGGGCUCGAGCUAUAACUGGCUUUAAGUGCUCUUUUAAAGUUCUCAACCGGUUAAACUGUUGCAAGUAACGUAGAGUGUCAAACUAUUCAGGAGGCGAAUAGUCUCGUGAUGCGCCAGCGGGGUUCGUUGAUGCCCUCCUUGCUCAGUGAUGUAUUCUGCCAGUGCCAAUCGGACGAAACUCACCGAGGCGUCGACCCGGGCGGCGGAGGCGGGCAAGCCGAAGACCCCUCCUCAGGUACCCCGUCUAAACCGGUCCCCCAGCAGCCCGUGGUUGGUGACUGGCACUCGGACCCCGGUCAAUCGGCUCAUCCGUGUGACAUAUGCGGAGGGCCUGAGCAGGAGCACAGACUUAAAGUGUUGUUCCAAGUCCUGGAUGUGAACGGUGAUGGAGGAAUUUGUGUCAACGACCUGACAAUUGGGCUGAAGAAAUUAGGGGUACAUCGGACUGAACAUGAGCUCAUGAAAAUAGUGAAAGCAGGAGACAAAGACCUGGACGGACAGUUAGACUUUGAGGAGUUUGUUCAUUAUCUCAGAGACCACGAGAAGAAACUCCGGCUGGUCUUCAAGAGUCUGGACAAGAAGAACGAUGGCCGGAUCGACUCGCAAGAAAUCGUGCAGUCCCUGCGUGACCUGGGGGUGAACAUCUCCGAGGAACAGGCUGAGAAGAUUCUCAAAAGAAUCAGGAGGGGUCAUAUCUGGGCCCCUAUCUUGUACAUGGAUCAAAAUGGCACCAUGACGAUAGACUGGAAUGAGUGGCGGGAUUACCACCUCCUGCAUCCAGCAGGCAACAUUCCUGAAAUCAUCCUCUACUGGAAACACUCCACGAUCUUAGACGUCGGGGAGAGUUUGUUGGUGCCUGAUGAGUUCACGGCAGAAGAGAAGAAAACGGGAAUGUGGUGGCGACACCUAGUGGCUGGAGGGGGGGCCGGCGCUGUGUCCCGAACCUGCACAGCACCACUGGACAGGCUCAAAGUACUCAUGCAGGUUCACUCCUCCAAGAGCAACAGCAUGCGUAUGACUGGAGGCUUUGUCCAGAUGAUCCGGGAGGGUGGUGUGAGGUCACUGUGGCGAGGUAACGGCAUCAACGUCAUCAAAAUAGCCCCCGAGUCGGCGAUUAAGUUCAUGGCCUACGAACAGAUUAAACGAUUAAUUGGAAGCGACCAGGAGACGUUGGGCAUCACAGAGAGGCUGGUGGCAGGCUCUCUGGCUGGUGCAAGCGCCCAGAGCAGCAUCUACCCCAUGGAGGUCUUGAAGACACGAUUAGCCCUGGGGAGGACAGGCCAGUACUCGGGCAUUGUGGAUUGUGCCAAACAUAUCUUUCAGAAGGAGGGCGUGGCUGCUUUCUAUAAGGGCUAUGUCCCCAACAUGCUGGGCAUCAUCCCCUAUGCUGGCAUCGACCUGGCUGUCUAUGAGACCCUGAAGAAUUACUGGCUGCAGUGUUUUGCCACAGACAGCGCUAAUCCAGGAGUGUUUGUGCUCCUGGCUUGUGGCACCACUUCCAGCACGUGUGGCCAGCUAGCCAGCUACCCGCUGGCCCUGGUCAGGACUCGAAUGCAGGCACAAGCAACACUGGAAGGGGGUCCUCAAAUGACCAUGAAGGCCCUGUUCAGACACAUCGUUAGGACCGAGGGGCCCAUGGGACUUUACCGAGGCUUGGCACCCAACUUCAUGAAGGUCAUUCCAUCUGUCAGCAUCAGCUACGUGGUCUACGAGCACCUCAAGAUUGCACUGGGGGUCCAGUCAAAGUGAGGUGGGACGCGUAGUGAGGAGAUCAAGAGGCCAAAUGGUUUUGCUUGUUUGGGAGCUGAAGAUUUCCUGCACUGAACUCGAAGAAGCAAGCAGCUGACAUUUAACAUUUUAUAAAAUGUGAAAUUCCAGGGUUUAAAGGAUUAACGUGGAAGGACGUGAAUGAAGAGGAAUGAGAACUUUAAAUAGCAGAGAGGCUGAUGAAGACUUCCAAGAUGGAGGAAACUACUUGAGAAAACAAUGUCUGUUCGUUGCUCUUAUUUAAAUGUCUUGAAGCAAUCCCGGAUUGCUUCAACAAGACAAAAGUUUACAUUGAAUUAAAUAAGGUAGUUUACUGGGGAACCAGUAAAUUGAUGUCAUGUUGCCAUGUGGCAGGUGUAGUCCUGCUGGUCUGUGUAAAGGAUGAAUCUUGAAGGGCUUUGCUAAGGCAGAUAACCUCUGACCUCAGUCCAUACUCUCUUUUUAAAACUGUUUUGGCUUUGUCUCUUGCCCUCUCUCCGCCCAAACAAAGCCACAAAGUCUCGGCUUAAUCAAAACAAUGCAGUAGCUGUAUGCUGUUGGUUAACUAGGCUUUAGUAAUCCAGCGCACAGAUGAUAAAAACAAGACCGUGAAUUUGUUUGGGUCUUUUUUUUCUUCACGACACCUGUGUAAAUGUGGCAAUUACAGGGUAAUGAAACACUGAAUUUCCUUUUUCUUUCCCAAGAUUCACAGCUUCUUCAGUUACUUUAAAAGUAGCAUUUUAUAAAAAAAAAAAAAAAAAAAAACAUACAAAAAUAAUCAAUCCUCACGUAUGCCUCAGUGUGGGGUGACGUUUGUAACUGCAGAGACCCUGCAGUCUGCCUGUAAUUUCUUUCUUCUUCUUCUUCUGUGUACUGGACGUUUACGGGCGUCAAUAAAGAUCCUUUGGGCCCCGUGUGGGUUUGUAACCCCCGCCCAAUGACGGUGAGCAGGUUGAGCAGCCCGUUCUUAUCCCCAGGCACCGCUUAGUCACGCCCCUCGGCCGGCUGUCAUACUGACACACUCGAUCUCAAAGUGUGUACAGACGUUUCACAGAAGCCUCUCUGAAGCCCAUUAUUAUAUUUUCACGUCCAGAACAGUUACGUAAUGUAAUUCUAUCAUUAGCUGGAUCUUAUUUCACAAGCUUGUGAGCUAAAGACAUUUUCCGUUUCUUGGGCGAUAUAAACAGGGUUCAAAAUUAGCAAAGUUAGAAUUAAAAUCUGCAAGUGGCUGGUAGAUCUGUUUUAUUAACCAGCCCAAAAAAAAUGGUAAUCUAUUGAGCGGCUGGUAAAAUUUGAACCUCCACUACCCAUUUGGCUAGUACAUUUUGAACCCUGUAUGUAAGCAAAUAGUCCUUUAAAUCACACACCAGCCACAUCCAAGCAGAGGCAGUCAUAUAUAUAUAUAUUUUUAUAUAUAUGACA
Etheostoma spectabile (orangethroat darter) is the source of this 3680-nucleotide messenger RNA. It is a transcript of the gene slc25a25b, whose product is annotated as solute carrier family 25 member 25b. NCBI's taxonomy places the organism in Eukaryota, Metazoa, Chordata, Actinopteri, Perciformes, Percidae. The record is from RefSeq and is a predicted model, not a curated record. The coding region runs from base 621 to 2261 and encodes 546 amino acids. Gene Ontology annotation, cellular component: mitochondrial inner membrane. Gene Ontology annotation, molecular function: calcium ion binding. Gene Ontology annotation, biological process: transmembrane transport. The transcript is spliced from 11 exons.